Monomorium pharaonis (pharaoh ant) is the source of this 682-nucleotide messenger RNA. RefSeq names its product 40S ribosomal protein S14a (gene Rps14). Lineage: Eukaryota; Metazoa; Arthropoda; Insecta; Hymenoptera; Formicidae. The transcript has 4 exons. Gene Ontology annotation, molecular function: small ribosomal subunit rRNA binding; mRNA 5'-UTR binding; structural constituent of ribosome. The coding region runs from base 162 to 617 and encodes 151 amino acids. Gene Ontology annotation, cellular component: ribosome; cytosolic small ribosomal subunit. Gene Ontology annotation, biological process: ribosomal small subunit assembly; maturation of SSU-rRNA from tricistronic rRNA transcript (SSU-rRNA, 5.8S rRNA, LSU-rRNA); translation. The record is from RefSeq and is a predicted model, not a curated record.
AACGUGAACAGACCUAAUGAUGCAAUUAAAUUCCCUAUUACCUGCGCACAACAGUUGCGUUUCAGUCAAGAAAGCUACUGCAGUGGAAGCGUCGUUCUUUUUACGAUUGCUGUGUGAAUCGUAUCAAGACGAGGAGGUUAUAAUCGUUAAAAUUUGCAGAAAUGCCACCAAAAAGAGGUAAGGUACAAAAGGAGGAAGUACAGGUUUCUCUCGGACCGCAACUUCGCGAGGGAGAGGUCGUCUUUGGAGUGGCUCACAUCUUCGCAAGCUUCAAUGAUACAUUUGUCCACGUUACCGAUUUGUCAGGCAGAGAAACGAUUGCUAGAGUCACUGGUGGUAUGAAGGUGAAGGCAGAUCGUGAUGAGGCCUCUCCGUAUGCAGCUAUGCUUGCAGCUCAGGAUGUUGCAGAGAAAUGUAAAUCACUGGGUAUCACAGCACUGCACAUCAAACUGAGAGCUACGGGAGGUAACAAAACGAAGACUCCUGGCCCAGGUGCACAAUCUGCUCUGCGCGCUUUAGCUCGUUCAAGCAUGAAAAUCGGUCGUAUUGAAGAUGUUACUCCUAUUCCAUCAGAUUCUACCCGUAGGAAGGGAGGUCGUCGUGGACGUAGGCUAUAAGUUAUUCUUAUGGCCUUCUAUAUGGUUUAUUAUCUUUCAAUAAAUAUUUAAAAAAAAAAAAGAAA